CGCAGUAAAAAUGUCAGAUCCACAAGCAGGAACAUGAAGAUUGGUUAUGUUGUAAUGUAUUACAGCAUCGUUUAAUUGCCGGCUAUCAUGUGUAAUUUUCUAUCGGCAUUAUUAUCAGCAUCGUUAUCAACCUUGGACUGUAACCCGGAGCGGCGGUAGCAAGUCGCCAGAGUGCAGUAAUGUCGCGCUGUGGAGCGAACUAUUUUAGUACGAAUUGAUUGUGGUGGUCCGCAGGCCGAACCUCGUCUUAUUUAUGCAGUAAGUCCGCUUCUGGUGCGGUCACAAGGUUUUUUUUUAUGGUAUAGUGACGAGUGGUGUCAACACCACUCAAAAAAGCCGCCAAAAUUCCGCGCUCAAUCUACAAUUUCAGUGAUAGUGACAGUGAGAUGAGCUACAAGGACCGCAGCUCACCAAAUCUACUCGAAAGCGGUCUUAAAUCCCUCCUUGGACAUCCCGGACACAACUAUCCUUUAAUUAACGGAAAUAGCAAACCAACUCAUCCUCACGGUCACGGCCACUCUACGAUCAAAGAUUUGGCAGGGAGCAUAUUAGGUGAUGACAAAAAAGACGAUGGAGAACUUUGGAAUAAUGUUGAAGCCCAAACAGCAUUCCUCGGACCUAAUUUAUGGGACAAAACAUAUGAAACCGAUCUUAAAUACGUGGAUUUGGACGAAUUCUUAUCUGAAAAUGGUGUAUCAAUGGAUGGUUUGGGGUCACAUGGCUCACUUGGGCCCUUGGCGAGUUCGCAUCCUGUGCCCAAAAGGGAAAGAUCUCCAAGUCCUAGUGACUGUAUGAGUCCAGAUACCAUUAACCCCUCAUCACCCGCCGAUUCAAUUUUUUCUGAAGCGUUGUCAAUGGCUUCGAGUUGUCGCGACUUCGACCCACGGACAAGAGCAUUUUCAGAUGAGGAGCUGAAACCACAACCCAUCAUCAAAAAAUCCCGUAAACAAUUCGUACCAGAUGACCUUAAAGAUGACAAGUAUUGGGCUCGACGUAGGAAGAAUAAUUUAGCAGCAAAGAGAUCUCGAGACGCCCGCCGAAUGAAAGAAAAUCAAAUCGCUCUCAGGGCAGGAUAUCUCGAAAAAGAGAAUGUUGGUCUCCGUCAAGAACUUGAACGACUGAAAAAAGAAAAUUUGAUGUUACAAAAUAAAUUGGCGAAAUAUGAAGAUGUGUAAUGUUACAGUUUGUAACCAACUCGAAAACUGUUCAGUGAAAAGUGUUCCUUCGAAAGGCGAUCCAACAUUUGUAAAUAAACAUGCACAUUAUGUAGUCAUCAUGUAGUUUUAAGUUCAUUGCUAGUAGAAGAAAAAUUAAGUACAUAAAAUGUUCACUUUGGUCAGGAAAUAUUUAGUCGGGGCAGUAAUAUCAUUACAGCACACUUUUUUGUGAUAUUAAAUAAAUAAUCAAUGUAAAUACGAUAAAGUUUUCAUUAUUCUAUUAUUUUAAAUCAUCUUAAAUCAUUGUUUAAGCUAUAUUCUAUAUUAGAAUUGAGCAAGAAUUGUAUUAAUUCUAAUACAAUCAUUUUUUAUGUUACUAAAUAAGUCCUGACCAAGAAAUACUGCCCCAACAAUGGCAGCUGAUGACCUCUGUUAUAUUUGUAGACUUAUUGUUGAUUGUUUUUAUGUUUAUAUAGUCUAUUUUUUGGUUGAAGUUACUUUAGUCGUACUAUUAAGCAAAAAUAGUAGAAAAAAUGUAGUAUGCUCACAAAUAACAGGAAUAGGAAAGGACGUUUUCACAGGGAUUUAUAGAAGAAACGUAGUGGCGCUUAUCCUUUGAAUGUGCUACAAUUAUUGCAACUUUAAGUUAUUUAUAUGUGUCAUUUUUGGUUCAAAAUUUUGCUGUUGGUAAUUGAUAUAAAGGUUGAUAUUAUCAAGGUUGUAAAAAUUUCAUACAUAAAGUGAUAAAAGAACGUUAUAGGAUGUUACCGUAAUAUUAAGAUUACACAAAUUGUAAAAAUGACUGCAGUUGAACGUUUUACUUGUUCUUCAUUACCAUUAACAACUGCCUUGAUGGCAUGCCUUAUACAAUGAAAUUUUUAACUUUUAUAUGUAUUUGUUGGAAAAAAAAUGUUUCCACUGCAGUGGACUUUUUAUAUAUACGUACUGAAACGAGGAAAAUUUAUUUUAAGUAAAGAAAUUUAUACGUAUUUACAAAAUGUUACUGUUGAAUGUAAAACUACAACAAACUAUUUAUUUAUAAUGAUUUUUACAAUACAAUGCAAAUGUUAAUAAACGGCCUCAACAUGUAAUUUUUAUGAUGCAGCUUAUCUCCGCAAAAGUACAACAUAUAAUGUAAUUUACUAGGAAUAAAAGUGUUCAAAAAUAGAAAUAUCUAAAUAUAACAUCUGUAAUUGCUGUUGUGAGCAUUAAAUUAUGUAAAAUUAUUAGAUCCUUUCAUUCCGAAAUGUAGUCGUGAGAAGGCUAUUUUAAACUACCCACUUUUUUGUAUAAGAUUUUCUUUCCUGUUUUGUUUCUUUUUUGUUCAAAAAUUUUUGCCAAGAAAAUUUUAUACUAGACACUGGGUCGUCUGAAACAACCUCAAUCAAUCAACCAGUUAAUUAAUUAAACAUAUUCAAUACUU
This is a messenger RNA of Tribolium madens (black flour beetle), 2580 nucleotides long. It is a transcript of the gene Pdp1, whose product is annotated as hepatic leukemia factor. The transcript is spliced from 5 exons. Gene Ontology annotation, cellular component: nucleus. Gene Ontology annotation, molecular function: DNA-binding transcription factor activity, RNA polymerase II-specific; RNA polymerase II cis-regulatory region sequence-specific DNA binding. The coding region runs from base 387 to 1175 and encodes 262 amino acids. Gene Ontology annotation, biological process: regulation of transcription by RNA polymerase II. NCBI's taxonomy places the organism in Eukaryota, Metazoa, Arthropoda, Insecta, Coleoptera, Tenebrionidae. The record is from RefSeq and is a predicted model, not a curated record.